This is a messenger RNA of Myotis daubentonii (Daubenton's bat), 814 nucleotides long. RefSeq names its product ribosomal protein L29 (gene RPL29). NCBI's taxonomy places the organism in Eukaryota, Metazoa, Chordata, Mammalia, Chiroptera, Vespertilionidae. The record is from RefSeq and is a predicted model, not a curated record. The transcript has 4 exons. Gene Ontology annotation, molecular function: structural constituent of ribosome. Gene Ontology annotation, biological process: cytoplasmic translation. Gene Ontology annotation, cellular component: cytosolic large ribosomal subunit; ribosome. The coding region runs from base 16 to 702 and encodes 228 amino acids.
CCGCCCCCCUCCGCGAUGCCACCGGGGUCAAGGCCAGCCUUCACCCCAGCUCUGCUCCGGAAACACCGCCCUGGGGGGCAGGCCUGGAGAGAAGCGGCCUUAGGAACCUUUCUUCCCGGCGCCGGGGAAGCUUUUUCAGUAGUACCUUCCGGCCUCGACGACCGUAUUUCCCGUGCUGCACCGCGGCCGCCUCUUUCUCUUCCGGUCCCUGGCGCUUCGGGAGCCGCGGGCUUCGCGCGAAAAUGGCACAGAAACGGCAUCAAGAAACCCCGGUCGCAAAGAUACGAAUCUCUUAAGGGGGUAGACCCCAAGUUCCUAAGGAACAUGCGCUUUGCCAAGAAGCACAACAAGAAGGGCCUGAAGAAGAUGCAGGCCAACAACGCCAAGGCCAUGAGCGCACGUGCUGAGGCCAUCAAGGCCCUGGUCAAGCCCAAGGAGCCCAGGCCCAAUAUCCCAAAGGGCUGCAGCCGCAAACUCAGUCGACUUGCCUACAUCGCUCACCCCAAGCUUGGGAAACGUGCUCGUGCCCGCAUUGCCAAGGGGCUCAGGCCCUGCCGGCCAAAGGCCAAGGCCAAGGCCAAGGCCGAGGCCAAGGCGGAAACCAAGCCCCAGGCUGCGGGUGCGGCUGCAGCUCAGGCUCCCAAAGGGGCUCAGGCUCCCGCUCCCAAAGGUGCCCAGCCCCCCACGAAGGCUCCACAGUAGAGGCCUCUGUCUGCCGACGCGAGGACGGAAGGACUGGUGGGCCCCCUGGGCUGCUGUCUGUGUGGCGCUGGUGUCUUCCUGUGCUGUUUGUACAAAUAAACCUGCGGCAGGA